Molecule: messenger RNA, 2400 nt
Organism: Protopterus annectens (West African lungfish)
Lineage: Eukaryota; Metazoa; Chordata; Ceratodontiformes; Protopteridae
Product: extracellular calcium-sensing receptor-like
Exons: 5
Biological process (GO): G protein-coupled receptor signaling pathway
Cellular component (GO): membrane
Molecular function (GO): G protein-coupled receptor activity
Source: RefSeq, a predicted model, not a curated record
UGUAGUUUCAGCUUCCGAGCUUAUCGCUGGGUUCAGGGUAUGGCAUUUGCUAUCGAGAAAAUCAAUCAAAGUCCAGUUUUGUUGCCAAACAUCACACUUGGAUUAAGGAUAUAUGAUACCUGCUUUGAAAUGCUGAGGACUCUACAGGGUACUUUUUGGAUUCUGACUGGUCAGAAUUUGCCCAUCCCAAAUUACCAGUGUUACCAUCACUCCUCACUUGCAGCUCUUAUUGGUGAUUCGUUAUCAUCUUGCUCAAUUCCAAUGGCACAUCUGUUGGGGCUCUACUUGCAGCCACAGGUCAGUUACUUUGCAUCAAGUCCUCUUCUAAAUGACAAGAACCAAUACCCAUCAUUCCUUAGAACAAUUCCAAGUGAUGAGUUCCAGUCACAUGGCUUAGCACAGCUGCUUUCCUACUUUUCCUGGAUAUGGGUUGGAAUUGUAGCUGAAGACAAUGAGUAUGGGCAAGUAGGGACCCAUAUCCUUAGAGAAGCUAUUAUGAAGACCGGUGGCUGUAUUGCUUUUCAUGAAACUGUUCCUCUACUCUUGUAUGAGCAAAGUAUUAAGCGUUUAGUAGAAGUCAUCAGACAGUCAUCUGCCACAGUCAUUGUUGUUUUCUGCUAUGAUUCUAACAUGAUUUCAGUGAUGGAGGAACUUUCUAGACAAAAUGUAACAGGAAAAGUCUGGAUUGCAAGUGAGGCCUGGUCCAGUUCUUCCAGCUUAUCCCAGCCAAAGUUCUCAAACUUAUUAAGGGGAACUCUAGGAUUUGCAAUCAACAGAGGGAAUAUUCUGGGUUUUGGAAAGUUUCUGCACAAAAUUAAUCCCAUAGGGAGUCUAGAUGACAUUUUUAUAAAACCUUUCUGGGAAGCAGCCUUUGGCUGUGUAUGGACCAGUUCUGAUAACAACCAAACAGCUGACACAUCAGAUAUGGCAGCUAAACCCUGCAGUGGGACAGAGAGGCUGGAAACAGUUAGCAAUGCCUACACAGAUGUAUCUAAUUUACGAAUCACAUGCAAUGUCUACAAUGCAGUGUAUGUUGUGGCAUGUGCCCUGCAUGACCUCAGUGUGUGUAAUCCUGGAGAAGGGCCAUUUCAUAAUGGGACAUGUGCCAACAUCCACAGCUAUCAACCAUGGCAGCUCCUGCACUAUAUGAAGAAUGUCCAUUUUGUAAAUGAUGCAAACAUGGAAAUUUAUUUUGAUGAGUAUGGAAACAUACCUCCUCAAUAUGACAUCCUUAACUGGCAGCUGACAUCUGAUGGCACAAUUGCAUUUGUAGAGUUUGGGAAGUUUAGCAUCACUGCAGCUCAAGGACAUAAACUGACCAUUAACUCUGGUGCCAUCCAGUGGACUGGAGGAUCUACUCAGAUUCCACGAUCCGUGUGCAGUGAAAGUUGCUUCCCAGGUUACAGAAAAGCUACAAAACAGGGACAGCCAGCCUGCUGCUCUGAUUGCGUCCUCUGUUCCCUAGGAGAGAUGACAAAUCAAACAGAUUCCACUGAGUGCCUGAAGUGCCCAGAUGAUAAAUGGACAAACGACAAACGUGAUCGAUGCCUCCCCAAAGCUGUAGACUUCCUCUCUUAUGAAGACCAUCUUGGUAGAACUAUAGCUUUUGUUUCCAUUUUCUUUUCACUUAUCCCAGCUGCAGUCCUUGGCUUAUUUAUCAAGUAUCGGUAUACACCAAUUGUUAAAGCAAACAACCAGGAAAUCAGUUGUCUUCUUCUAUUCGCUCUUGUGUUUUGCUUUCUGUGUCCUUUGAUUUUCAUUGGUCAUCCUAUGAAUGUAACAUGUGUACUUCGCCAGUCCACUUUUGGUAUAACUUUUGUCCUUUGUAUUUCUUGUGUUUUGGCCAAAACAGUAAUGGUGGUUAUUGCCUUCAGAGCCACAAAACCUAACAGUAAUCUAAAAAAGUGGGUGGGGCCAACCUUACCCAAAGUCACUGUUGUUUUCUUUACUCUUUUACAGGUUGUUAUAUGUGUCAUAUGGGUAAUUAGCACCCCACCGACUGUAGAGUAUGAUAUGAAGUCCCAAGCUGGGACAGUUAUAAUUCAGUGUAAUGAGGGUUCACACACUGCAUUCUGGUGCAUGCUGGGAUACAUGGGCCUUUUGGCUACAAUAAGCUUCAUUGUGGCAUUCUUGGCCAGAAAGUUACCUGACAGCUUUAAUGAAGCCAAAUACAUAACCUUCAGCAUGUUAGUGUUUGUUAGUGUCUGGCUGACCUUCAUUCCAGCAUAUCUGAGUACAAAGGGAAAGUACAUGGUUGCUGUUGAGAUAUUCACCAUCCUGGGCUCCAGUGUUGGGUUACUAGUUUGUAUAUUUUUCCCCAAAUGUUAUAUUAUAAUUCUGAAACCUGAGAGGAACACACAUAAGCAAUUAAUAGAAAAAAGAACAGGCAGACUACAGUGA